AUGAUUGAGCGGUGGCAUAGAAGCUUAAAAGCUGCUAUUAUGUGUCAUGCUAAUGAAGGUUGGUCACGAGUACUUUCGACCGUAUUAUUAGGUCUGCGUACUCAUGUCCGCCUUGACACCGGCGCAUCGCCUGCGGAAUUUGUCUAUGGAACGACACUACGCGUCCCCGGAGAAUUUAUACUGCCGGACGACUUCACUCCUAGUCCGCAAAUUUUCAUAGAGGAAUUCCGCGAGCAUAUGCGCAAAGUUAAGCCAAUUUCAAUAGAGCAUAAGCACAAGAAACGCGCAUUCGUAUUUAAAAAUUUAUAUUCUUGUUCCCAUGUUUUUCUACGGGUGGGCGGUAAGAGAGCAUUAGAGCGUCCUUACACCGGCCCUCACAAGAUUAUAAAUCGUGUUUCGGAUCGAGUUUUCGAUAUUGAAGUUAAUGGUGCACAGCGCAGUGUAUCAGUCGAGAAUUUGAAGCCAGCGUAUGGCAUACGCGAUGAUUUGUGUAGUGCGAUUCUAGAAACAGGGCAAACAGCUAAUUCGUCUAGCAACGAGCGACCAACUUUGAGAACGUAUGCGCGCCCGAAGAGGAAGGUGACUUUCGCCUUAUAA
Messenger RNA from Acromyrmex echinatior (Panamanian leafcutter ant), 597 nucleotides. RefSeq lists its product as uncharacterized. Lineage: Eukaryota; Metazoa; Arthropoda; Insecta; Hymenoptera; Formicidae. The record is from RefSeq and is a predicted model, not a curated record.